GAAAAACCAGUGGCCCUAGAAUAGAGGGCUUAAACCCUAUUUUGUGUAUUUACAGAGAAACCCAAAACCCCUGGCUCUGACCUUGAACGAACUCCCGACUAGCCAUGGCCGCCGAUUCAAAAGCUUCCACCACCAGAAAGAGAAAGGCUAUACUCCGCCGCAAACAUGAAGAUGAAGUUGAAGAUCAACACUAUCUCAAAAGACAUCAAAUUAACUUCUUAGAAGAAACUGAAGAAGCGGAAUCCGUACAGCCCCCGAUUCCAUGGAAUAACUUGCAGUUGAUUCUAUCAAUCCAGAACAAAUCCAUCGACAUUCAAAAGAAGGUGGAACUUGCUUUCGAUUUUGUGGGUUCGAAAAUGAAAGGAAAUGAUGAUGGGAAGGAUUGUGAGACUGUGAAGAUUUCACGUGUUGUAAUAUUUCUUAAUGAUUGGGUUCAGUCUUUGUUGAUUCCUUCAGGGAAGAGAAUUAAGAAUGAUGAAGAAAAGGAGAAGCCUCAUGGUCAAGUUGAGACAUGUUUGGACUUUAGAUGUUGGAAAGUUUUUAAAUUCUGCUUGGAGCAAUCAUUAAAAUUGCAUAUUCCUUUGAAUUUUUCGAGAAACCUUUUACGGUCGUUUUCUUUCUUUGCAAAUGAUACAUUGUCUUUAAUCAACAAUGUAUCUUCAUCUUUGAUAGGAUCAUAUUUUGUUGGUGAAGGGUUUGAGUUGCAUAAAGAUGUGCUUGAUUGUGUCUUGUUAUUGUUCUCAAGUCAUGGUGGUUUGUCAAAUGAAAAUUUAGAACUGUGGCUUUCGACUGUUGUUACAGUGCUUGAGCUUGUUCACAAGAUUUUCGCUGAGAAUCUGGUUACUGGAGAUGCGGGUGUUUAUGUAUUGCGGUUCUCGUGCUUGAUAUUUGAACCGUUUGCCAAGUUUUUGAGGGCACACCCUUGUAAAAAAAAUGCCUUUUCUGAUUUUAUUGACAAACUUCUUGAACCUCUAUUGCAUCUUCUCGGUAUCUUGCAUAGUGAAAUGGAUGAAUGUUGUCUUGAUUGGAAAAGAAAUUUGUUGAAGUUAGUUGAAGAUAUUUUGUCUCAUGGGUUGUUUCAUCCUGUGCAUAUUGACGGGUUUUUGUGCUUACGUGGUUCAGAAAAGUAUGCUGCAGACCAUAGUGAGGCUAAAACUGACACUAAAACAGUCAUUAUGAGUUACCAUAGACACUUGUUUACUAAAUUGGAAGAGGUUAUGGCUACAAAGAAGGAAUUGGCAACAAGUAGCAUAGGAAGGUUAUUUCGCCUGCUUGUUGAUCGAAUUAAAAAUCCUAAAGGAGCUUUAGUGAUCUCUGAAAAUACCACGAUGGCAGAGAAAACCGAGUGUUCAACACAACUAGAAGGUAAUAUGUUGGGUGAUACGUCUACAGCAUUUUCUCAAAGUAGCACAGUUUUAGAACAGAGUAACUGCUCAACUUUUAUAACCGCAGAAAAACGAAAGUCCCUUCUUAACUUUUUUGUAUGUGUUAUGGAACCUCUUUUGCUUGAGAUUAAUGGCCACCAUCAAUCAAAACAAGGAGGGGAAUCUGUGUUUUCGGAUGCCCUUUGUACACUUAAAUCUAUAAAUAGUUUACUUGCUAGCUUUAUGCACGAAAAGGUGUACUUGAGAACAGAGGAUGCUUCAGAGGGAGCUUGCCUUAAUUUCUUGAAGAAUGUUUAUGAUACAGUAACAUUACUGUCAUCUAAUUUAAUCAAAUCUUAUAAGUUUGAUGUUGAUAACAGAAAGGAGGGGGAAAUGCUGGCUUUAUUAGCCGAGGAGGUACUUGUUGCUGUUGGUUAUAUUUUGGAAAUUGAGUAUAAUGUUAUGGGGGAUGAUCUGGUAGGCUUAUGGCUUAUGAUGUUUUCAUACUUGGUACUUGGGUUUUCUUUGACCAAUGUGGCAGAUCAGUUUCCAUUAUUUAAUAAGACAUCACACCUUGGGUGCCAAUUGAUUAAUCUCUAUAGUCAACUUCGUCAGGUGAAUAAUGCUAUUUUCACAAUGUCUAAAGCAAUAAGGCUUUUAGCUUUACAUGAUGGGGAUGAAGAAGUGAAUUAUACUAGAUUCUUGACCCCUCAACAUAAUGAAGGUCACGCAAAGUCAGUUGGAAUGUUAUUAUGCUCGCAUGAGUUUAAAUAUGCCAUUCAUAGAGCUCUUAAAACCAUGCCAGAAGGACAGGCUAGUGCGUGUCUUCAACAUUUGAUUAAAGAUAUAUCAGAAUCUUUGAAAUGGAUAAAGACUGAUGAUUUGGUUGUUCGUAAAAAGAAAUCUGUCAAACCAGAUUCUCAAAAUAGCUUUGAAUUGCGAGCUGAACUUUUGGGUAGAGGAUUGUCUGAAGUGUAUGCAUUAGUGCUAAACUCACUGCCUGUCACAACGGGUAAUAGCAAGCUAGUUGGAGCGUCUGUAAAGGACUUGAUAACUGUAUUGUGUCCGUACAUGAGUAAUCUAGUUGGACUACAGCCAGAUGCUGCCAACAAGUUCCUCUCUUCUGUCACGGGAAUAUCUGUUGACUUUGACCUGGCUGGAAACAACGCUGAUUUGCAGAGUAUUAAAUAUUCAACUCAUUGGAUCUUUGUAUUCUUCUUUCAGUUGUUCAUGUCCUGUAGAAUUUUAUAUAGGCAAGCUGCCAGCUUUAUGCCGCCAGAUUCCUCGAGAAAGAUGUCAGCAGCAAUGGGGGAUUCAUUUAUGGCACUCUCUGGUGGAGAUUGGAUGAAUAGGACUGACUGGAUGAGUGAUGUGUAUUUUUCUUGCUUUCUACAACCUUCAGCUCCUCUUCUUACUGUCAUUCAAGCUAUUUCGAACAUCUUUGUGCCUGGUGCUGAAGAUUAUAGUCCUCUGAUUUAUGUAAUGCAUGCUAUGGCUCUUCAAAGGCUUGUUGAUUUGAACAGGCAGAUAAAAGCUCAUGAGUAUCUGUUGCAAAAUAAUAAUAAUUUGGUUCAGAUUGGGUUGCUUGAUGAUGGUGACUUGUCACGUUAUAAAAAAAGAAACAAAAAGCUAGAAAAGUGCAUCUCUACUCUGAUGCAAGAGGCAGAAGGCCUUACUGGUUUCAUGAUGGAGCAUCUAUCAUUAGUAUCUAACUCUCAACAACCAAGUUUCGCUUCAGAUGAUACGACUUGUAAGGAAAAAUCUGCCCGCGAAAGUGGUGAAUGGGAUUUUAGUGUUACUUCUGUGAACAAGAAUUCAUUGCCUACUGCAGUUUGGUGGAUUCUGUGCCAAAAUAUUGAUCUUUGGUGUACUUAUGCUACUAAAAAGAAAUUGAAGAUGUACCUUACUGUUCUGAUCCAAACUUCCAUUUUGUGUGGGAGAAACAGCUUUGGGCGGGUUAGAGAGCACCGCAGCGAUAAAAACAACCAGCUGAAUAGGGUGACCGUGUGGCAAAUCUCACUAGAACUCUUCAAUAACUCCAUCCUAUAUGAACAACGAUUUGUUCGCAGACAUUUGGCAUCAAGGUUUUGCCAUGCACUGGAGAAAUUUGCAUUACCAUCUAAUUGUAUUUCAUCCGGGAAUGUUGAUUUUAUGUCACCUCCUAAUUGGUCUGAUGUCUUAAGCGACCUAGAGAAGUCAUCGGCAAUUGUUCUGGGAAACAAGCAUGUCCCAUACUGUCAGGACUCAGCCAAAAAACCAUACACUCGUUCUUCUGCCAAGCUUUGUUCAGGAAACGGGAAUGACCUGAGUACCUUUCCAUUGCUCAGUACGGAAUUUGCAGUUUCUCAAAGUUUGCUCAAUCUCAUAGGCUGGAUUCCAAAAGAAUAUUUCAAUUCAAAAUCAUUUUCAAUUUUGAUGACAUCUAUUCUCAAUCUUGAAAGGCUUGUUAUUGGCACCUUAUUAGAUCGUGAGGGCUCUUCAAACUCACAAAAUGGUUAUGAGCUUUUCCGAUUGUUCUUGUGUUGCCGGAAGGUCUUGAAAAGUAUUGUUAUGGCUUCUUGUGAGGGGAAGACAGAAUCAAACCAAACGUCACUUUGUCUCAUGUACUCUGGGAAGUCGCUUCCUGUUUUAUGGCUUUUCAAGUCAUUAUAUGUUGUUGUUGGUAUUCAGGAGUCACUUUCCAAAAAGAAUGAUUCUCUUCAAGUUGAUGAUAUGAUAUUUUCAUUAUUGGAUCACACAUUAUAUGUUUUUUUGACAUUGAACAAAUAUCAUUUCAACAAAACAAUUAAAAAUGCUCAGAACUCUUGUGAAGAGCAACAAAAUGCCGGAGUUGACUGUGAGCAGAGUGAUUUAGUAGAACCCGAUCAACCCUUAACCUCUGAUUAUACUCAAGCCUGGAAAAGUGUGUUCUGUGUCGCUAAAAGCUUCAGAGAGCAGAUGCAGGAUGGACUUACCUCCUUGAAGUCUCUCAUUUCCGAUCAAAAAGGGGCUUUUAAUGCCGAAGUUGUGGAUAUUAGUAGGUACUCUACGAUCAUGACUUGCUUUAGUGGGUUUUUAUGGGGCUUGGCAUCGAUUAUGAAUCAAACUGAUGUGAGAAGUGCCUAUCUUAAAGAGAUAUUAUCAGGGAGAGACAAUGGUGAAUCUGAAAUUAACCUUUGUAUAACUGUUUUUGUGGAAUUCUCUAGUCUACUGGUAGGCAUGUUGGUUAUAAAUGAUGCUCAGUAUUUUGAAAAAGCGAACAACAAUUCCGAUCUAUUGGGUGAAAAGGAGCUUUUAGCUAAAACUAAUGUUGGGAAGAAUGAUAUUUCUUGCGAUAAGCAAUGCGAAAGUUCUGGUGAUGUAAUGACAUGCUUGGAAUCACAAGACAUUGAUGCUAACUCUGGAAUUGGCAGUGUACGCAAGAAGAAGAAGUUGCGGUCAAAAGCUUUAAACUUUACUGCUAGUUUUCUGACUGAGGUCGAUUCACUUGAUCGUCUACCUCUAAACAAGUCUUUCCUUAGGAGCAUGGUAACAGGUGAUUGUACUGAAGCAGCAUAUCUACUCAGGCAGUUGUUGAUUGCCUCUUCAGCUAUUUUGAGGCUCAAUUUGCACAUCGAUUGUGCUCCCUUGUCUGCAAGCUUGAUGAAAAUUCUUACUGGCAUUUCACAGUUCUUGCUAUCAGAAUUAGUAGACACAAUUCAUGUGCCACGACCCUUAUCUUUCGUUUGGCUAGAUGGUACUGUGAAGUACAUAGAGGAAAUAGGAAAUCAUUUUCCUAUGACUGAUCCCACUUUGUCAAGAAGUCUUUAUGUCAAGAUGGUAGAGCUGCAGUUAAGGGCCAUAGGAAAGUGCAUAACUUACCAAGGGAAAAGAGCUACCCUUGCAUCUCACGAAACAGAGUCGAACACCAAAUUACUUUAUGAUUAUUCAAGACUUUCCGAAGCUUCUCUUCCUCGCAAGCCAUGUGGUUUCGAUGAAUUUAAAUCAAGAUUGCGAUCGUCAUUUACGGUGUUCAUACAGAAGCCAUCAGAGUUGCACCUGCUAUCUGCAAUACAAGCUAUCGAGAGAGCCUUAGUUGGUGUGCAGGAAAGAUCCACAAUGAUUUAUGACAUACAGACUGGAAGUGCAAAUGGCGGAAAAGUUUCCUCAAUUGUUGCUGCUGGCGUCGAUUGCUUGGAUUUAGUUCUCGAGUUUGUUUCAGGACGCAAGCGCCUAAAUCUUGUUAAAAGACAUAUUCAGAGCUUACUUGCUAGUGUGUUCAACAUAAUUCUACAUUUGCAAAGUCCUUUAAUAUUCUCUGAGAGAUUGAUAGGUGAUACUAAUCCAGAUCCAGGAGCAGUUAUUCUUAUGUGUGUUGAGGUACUGAUAAGAAUUUCAGGCAAACACGCUCUGUUUCAAAUGGAGGCUUGGCAUUUAGCACAAUCUUUGCGGAUACCCGGGGCACUUUUUCAGAAUUUUCAUCAACUUAAACGUUCUAAAUCUUCUGUUCGGAACACACCUUCCAAUAAUUCAGAUAACCAUAUUUCUGAUCCAGUAGGGAGUAUGCAACUCUGCAAUGUAGAUAGGCGAUUUUCAAUUGACCUAUUUUCUGCAUGUUGCCGGUUACUAUAUAAUGUCCUAAAGCAUCACAAAAGUGAAUGCAAGCGAUCCAUUGCUGUGCUGGAAGCCUCUAUGUGUGUUCUUCUCGAGUGUUUGGAGACGGUGGAUUCUAAGUCAUUGAUCAGAAAUGGUUAUUUCUCAUGGGAAGUGGAAGAGGGAGUAAAAUGUGCAUACAGUCUCCGAAGGAUUUAUGAAGAGAUUCGACAUCAGAAAGAUGUCAUGGGACAACAUUGUUCUCAGUUCUUGUCUAAUUAUAUAUGGAUUUAUUCAGGCAAUGGCCCCCUUAAAACUGGCAUCAAGAGGGAAAUCGAUGAUGCGCUAAGACCGGGUGUGUAUGCGUUGAUAGAUGCUUGCUCGGCAGAGGAUCUUCAAUAUCUUCAUACUGUAUUUGGAGAGGGUCCUUGUAGAAACACAUUGGCAACUCUACAACAUGAUUACAAACUCAAUUUUCAGUAUGGAGGGAAAGUCUAAGCCAUAUGAAUGUGUACAUAAAAAUUUUGCCAUGAUAAUAUUAAAUUGUAAUUUUGUUUUAUAUAUACUAUUUUCUUUCCUUUCAUCUCACCAAACAACAUUAGAGAAAUUCAUUUUCUUUUCUAUCA
This is a messenger RNA of Cannabis sativa, 6541 nucleotides long. RefSeq lists its product as uncharacterized. The coding region runs from base 105 to 6413 and encodes 2102 amino acids. Lineage: Eukaryota; Viridiplantae; Streptophyta; Magnoliopsida; Rosales; Cannabaceae. The transcript has 10 exons. Gene Ontology annotation, cellular component: nucleolus. Gene Ontology annotation, biological process: ribosome biogenesis. The record is from RefSeq and is a predicted model, not a curated record.